Molecule: messenger RNA, 2745 nt
Organism: Aedes albopictus (Asian tiger mosquito)
Lineage: Eukaryota; Metazoa; Arthropoda; Insecta; Diptera; Culicidae
Gene: Hexim
Exons: 2
Coding region: 663-2165 (500 amino acids)
Biological process (GO): negative regulation of transcription by RNA polymerase II; negative regulation of cyclin-dependent protein serine/threonine kinase activity
Cellular component (GO): nucleoplasm; cytoplasm; nucleus
Molecular function (GO): cyclin-dependent protein serine/threonine kinase inhibitor activity; 7SK snRNA binding
Source: RefSeq, a predicted model, not a curated record
CCAUCAGCACAUUUCUUUUCGACGAACGUACGCGAGAGCAUGCCAUCAGUGGCGCAGUGACACAGUGACCAUCGCAGUUGAAUAUUUUGACCAAAAGCAGCAGCACCAUCGUGUGCGUGUGUGUGAUUGAAACCGAAAGACGACAUCGCACCGCAGCAAGCCAGCAGGCGGAGCGCUAGAGCUGUGGAACGAGACCAUCGCGGGAAUAAUAGCAGCAAUAAAAAGAGUGUGUUUUAUUCAAUGCUUGCUUCGUUCGGAUCGCGGCUUUGGAUAUACAGUGCGAACCCAGUGUUGUAGUUCUCGAGGGGAGGCUGUUUCAGAGGCGUAUAGAUUGAUUCAUGGUUUUUCGUAUGAUUGGUGAAUGGUGAGAUCGUUCUAUGAAUCAGUUUUUAUCGAAAUUUGGAAGUACGUGAAACACAGUGGAUACAACCCUGGUGGGAGGUUUUCUACACGGUUACUAGUGGUGAAAAGCGCCACCACCGGCCACAUUUGGUACUAAUCCUGCUAGCAGUACAGUGUGAAAUGGCGACAAAUGCAAAAUUGAAUCCAGUGUCAUUGAUGUCUGUGUUUGAACGAGUGUGCAAUUUUCGGCGCAAACUGUAAACCUUUAUAGGUGCAAAAUUUGAGUGUGCGAUUGAGAGUGGGUUUGAAAAACAGUCAAAAUGUCGGCAAAGGACGUUGAAACCGGGGAGGAUAGGAAAAAUUUGCACGCGAGGCAAAAUGACGUCGGUCUAGUGCAGUGUGCCACCGGAGCGAAGACUGCCGUAGAAGCCGAGAUGGUCGGCACAGUAGCGCUCAAUGCGGCAGCCGAACGAACUAGCACUUCGGGAGAAACCCGAACGAGAGAAUCUGUAACCACGGCGCCGACUGCUACGAUGAGUGUAGACGAGAACGACUCGGGUGGUGUUAAUUUCGCUGCUUCUUCCACUGUCGGAGUCGACGGGUUGGCCAUGUCCCCCGGUAGUGGUAGAGGCGGCAGUAGAAGAACGACGGAACAAGGUAGCGAUGGUAGCGACAAAAACAACAGCAAACGCAAAACGCGCCGCGGUAAAACCAAGCGUGGUAAACGGUCAUCCAGUUCGCGACCUUAUUCCAAGUCCCAAUGGAAGUACCAUGUACCCAUGCUGCGAACGUCCGCGGCCAACAAACGUCGCGUUAAGGUAUCCUUGGGGGGACUCACCACUAGAAGUGCUGGCAUCAUCACCACGAAGGAUCCGUUCAUCUUGUCCGAUCAACCACCGCUAGUGCCAUACAACACCAAUCGCUUCCUGAUGGAAGACCACAUGCCCCACGUCCUAACUCCCUCAGGUAGAACCCGUGAUUCAAGUUUUUCUAUAGAUUCAGAAGAAAAUUAUUUCUACUCACUACCAGAGGACGAAGAGGAAUUCCUUACCAAGGAGUUCUCCAGUGUGUACGAAGACGCGCGCUCGGAACGGUUGGAAGGGCUCAGCAAGAGCCAGCUUAUACAGGAGUACUUGCAGCUGGAGGCCAACUAUGAGCAAGUCAUGCGGCGCUACAACGCCGUCAAAUCGCUAUCCAUCAAGGAGGAAAACGAAAGUGCUGUGAAUAAUGCAACGACGACGACGACGGCGUCGACCAAAGAUGCAACCGAGGGGGUGACGGCGGCGCCGGUUGCUGCCGUCGAUCGAAGACGGCUGGAGGACAGAGUUCGAGAACUCACCGCAGAGAACCUAGAACUCCGCCGCCAGCUAGAGCACGCAUCUCGCCUGGGUAUGAUCCUAUCGGCCAAAUCGUCGCCUCGGAACUACGGUGGCGCCUCCGGUGUUGCCCUCGUCGAACGGAUGGACAGUUCCUCCUGCCACGGAACGAGUAGCGAAGACAGCGAAUCGGACAGUUCAUCCUCGACGAGCUCGAGCAGUAGUGAGGACAACGACGUCGAUGAUGGCAGUUCCAGCAGCAUGAGCGACGACGACGUCGUCGGCGUCGGAGAUGACCUGCGGGAACCGCUGGUAGUGCCAAUGGAAGGAUCCGACGAGGCCGUCGUUCCGAUGGAACCGAACGGUUGCCACCAGAAUGGGGAUUUGCUGGCCGAUGACGAAGAGGAGCUGAGCGAUGAGGAGGCGGAUAACAAUGGGGGGCCCAGGUCACCGUUGAGCGGUCAAGGCAUCAAUUCCCCUCCUCCGCCGCCGUUGGUGAUGAACUGAACUGCUCAAACUUCCGCGACGAUGGGAUGGGAGGCUUGUUAACUGGUUUGAACGAGGAUCUUUUGUUUGCUUUAGUUUUUUUAGUAAGAUUGGGAAACAUCAACAAUGAUAGUCAUACUUUUAGGUAAGCUUAAGUGUAAUUUCUCAAUAUUUGAGAACCAUUUUUUUCCUACUUUUAUCAUUUGCUUGAUUUUUAAUGAUUCUCAGAAGAAGUAGUUUUAUGCUUAAUAUAUUAAUUCUGCCUCAACGGAUAAAAGUUUUACUUGAUCUUUGGAAAGGAAAAAAUACAAAUUGUAAAUGUUUUCAACAAGAAUAAAUCCUUAUUGUUUUCUACUUACUUAUAGAAGUUUGGGUUUUUUUUCUGUUUUUUGUAAUCAGCAAUAUUUGCUGGUUAUUUUCCGAGCUGAUAAAAUUCAGUACAAAACAUUGUUGAACUUCAGCAAAACUUUGUUGUAGAUACUGGAGUGCUGAUUAUUCACAACAAUUCUCAACAUUUUUUCAAGUUUUACUGAAGCUCAACAUUUUACUUACACCAAAUGCAGUAAUCAGCCAUUUUUGAUGAAUUUCACCGAACUGAAAA